AUGACACCAGAGCCAAUAGCCAUCGUUGGGUCGGGCUGCAAAUUCCCUGGAUCUUCUUCAUCGCCAUCACGUCUCUGGGAGCUUAUCAGCAAGCCGAAGAAUGUCGCCACCAAGCCACCACCGGACCGUUUCAACAUGGAUGGUUUCUACGAUCCAAAUCCAGCAAAUCCAUUGACCACAAAUGCCAAAGAAUCAUACUUUAUUUCCGAAAAUAUAAGGGCAUUCGACGCGUCCUUCUUCAAUAUUGCGGCAAAUGAAGCGACUAGCCUGGACCCCCAGCAACGGUUGCUACUGGAAACUGUUUACGAGUCUCUGGAAGCUGCUGGCCUAAGAAUGGAAGCUCUUCGAGGUUCAUCCACCGGCGUGUUUUGCGGAGUUAUGUGUGCAGACUGGGAAGCCGUUGUGGGAUUGGACAAGGCUGUCCCAGAAUAUGCCAUUUCCGGCCUUGCACGUAAUAACCUGGCCAACCGCAUCUCCUACUUUUUUGAUUGGAACGGCCCCUCCAUGUCCAUUGACACGGCUUGUUCUUCAAGUAUGGUGGCUCUGCAUCAGGGCGUCUGUGCUCUACAGAAUGGCGAAUGCGCAACCGUAGCCGUUAUAGGAACGAAUCUGAUCUUGUCUCCCAACUUGUACUUUGCGGCGUCGAAUGUCAAGAUGCUAUCACCGGAGAGCCGUGGCUACAUGUGGGAUCACAGGGCAAAUGGUUACGUACGAGGAGAAGGAAUAGCCUCCUUGAUCCUCAAGCGACUGAGUGACGCCGUGGCCGACGGCGACCCGAUAGAAUGUGUAAUCAGAGCCUCGGGUGUGAAUCAGGAUGGGAGGACACUAGGCUUGACCAUGCCUUCGGGCAAAGCGCAGGCGCAGUUAAUUCGGUCAACUUAUGCCCUGGCAGGACUUGACCCGACUCGUCCAGAGGAUCGACCACAAUAUUUUGAAGCUCAUGGCACGGGCACACAAGCUGGAGAUUACCAGGAGGCUACUGGUAUCUACAGCACCUUUUUUGGAGCGAGUCCAAAAACAUCCACGGACGACGUGUUGCAUGUGGGGUCCAUCAAGACGGUCAUCGGCCACGGCGAGGGGUGCGCUGGUUUGGCUGGUAUAAUCAAGGCAUCCUUGUGCAUACAGCAUGGCACGAUCCCUCCCAAUCUUCAUUUUGAACGAUUGAACCCCAAGCUGGAGCCUUAUUCAUCAUGUCUCAAAGUUCCAACUGAACCUGUGCCCUGGCCACAGCUACCGCCUGGGGUCCCGCGUCGCGUUUCAGUCAACUCUUUUGGAUUUGGUGGCACGAACUCACACGCUAUCCUGGAGAGUUACGAGCCAAACCUGCACCGGAACCCAAAAAGCCACUUGAAUGGGACGAGCAAACACCCGCCUUCCUUGCUCCCGUUCGUCUUUUCGGCUGCUUCAGAACGGAGCCUUGGGGCUGUUCUCGACAAGUAUGCCAGAUACCUCAAGGAAAAUCCUACCGUCAAGGCUGCAGACUUGGCCUGGUCGUUGAUGGAAAAGCGUUCGGCGCUCAAGUACCGACUGACGCUAUAUGCGCCUACUAUCGAGGAGCUACAGACCGAGAUCGAAAAAGAAAUGGCACUUCGGAAGGCUGAUAACCCAUCCACAGUCAUAUCGCGUCCUGAUACCGGGAAGAAGAGUAUUCUCGGCAUCUUUACAGGUCAAGGCGCACAGUGGCCGCAAAUGGGACUGGAUCUGCUCUCGACUUUCCCAGUCACCCGAGGCUGGUUUGAAGAGCUGCAAGAAUCGCUAGAUCAGCUACCUGCCGAGUACCAGCCAGACUUCUCCUUGAUUGAAGAGCUGGCUGCUCCAAAGUCAUCGUCUCGAAUUCAAGAGGCGGCUGUCGCACAGCCUCUCUGCACUGCCGUCCAGAUUGUGCUGACCAGGCUCCUCGCUACCCUUGGGAUUUCUUUUGAUACAGUCGUGGGCCAUUCCUCAGGCGAAGUUGCUGCUGCGUACGCUGCCGGCGUUCUAAACGCCCAUGAUGCGAUACGGAUUGCAUAUCUCCGAGGGAGGGUCGCCCAUCUUGCCGGUGCCAAUAACAGAGCCGGUAGUAUGUUGGCCGCGGGCCUGUCUGUCCAGGAAGCAACGGACUUUUGCGAGAAGCCCGAGUUUGCCGGACGCAUUAGCAUCGCAGCGUGCAAUUCCCCAUCCAGUGUCACCCUUUCGGGCGACGCAGAUGCUAUUCAAGAGACUGACCUGCUGCUGAAAAGCCAGGACAAGUUUGCCCGUCGGUUGCUUGUAGACACGGCAUAUCAUUCGCACCACAUGCAGCCCUGCUCGGACCCGUAUCUUCGUGCCAUGACAGGAUGUAAGAUUCAACUGGGACAACCAACUGCCACGACGUGGUUCUCGACUGUGCACGCGGGCAAAACCAUCAACGCUUCAAGCCAUGGCACUGCUCUGGUGGCAGAGUACUGGAAGGACAACAUGCGCAACCCUGUCCUUUUCUAUCAAGCCUUGAUGGCAGCCAUCGCGGCCUCUCCUCCCGGUCUGAUCAUCGAAGUCGGACCACAUCCUGCCCUCAAGGGACCGGCUCUGCAGAGUCUCUCCGAAGUCUCCCAAUCAGCCUCAUCAACCCCGUACAUUGGCACCCUGAGUCGUGGUUCAACCGGAGUGCAGGCGCUUGCCGUUACCAUUGGCUCUCUCUGGACGCAGCUUGGAGCAGAGGGGGUCAACGUUGACCAAUACAUGUCCCUCUACGACCAAUCUAGGAAGCUGCAAUUCAUCCAAGAUUUGCCCUCUUACCCCUUUGAUCACAGCCAGUCAUAUUGGACCGAGACGCGAAGAUCCAAAGCCUACCUUGGCCGGGGCCGGCGCCAUGAGCUUCUCGGGGAUCUGAGCGAAGAAGUCACUGAGGGAGAAUGGCGGUGGCGCAACUUUUUGUUCCAGAGAAAUCUUGAAUAUCUCGAAGGGCAUCAGAUCCAAUCCCAGACAAUAUUCCCCGCAACUGGAUAUGUGGCCAUGGCAUUAGAAGCCGCCGCACUCAUGGCAGAUGGACGAACCAUGCGUCUCGUGGAGAUUAACGACCUCGUCAUCAACCAAGCCAUUGCCUUCCUUGACGAUAACAAAGGCAUCGAAACCGUGUUCCGAGCAUACCAAGUACGAUCCGAGGGUAGCGUUACCAAGGCAUUCUUCAGCUGCCAUGCCGAUAUUGGAGGGACACUCAAGACUUGUGCCUCUGGCCAGAUAGUUGUGACUUGGGGCAAGGUGGAUGCAAAUCUUCUGCCUACGCAGCCUCCGUCCGUCUCCGGAAUGUCAGCCGUAGAGACGGAUGAGUUCUAUGCCUCGUUGGGCAAUUUGGGCUACGGCUACACGGACUUGUUCCGCGGCAUCACGCAACUAAAGCGCAAGCUGAAUACGUCCCGCGGCCUUCUUAACAAUGUUGAAAGCGAUUCUCUUCUUCUGCACCCUGCGACAAUGGACUGUGGAUUGCAAUGCCUGCUUGGCGCCAUUGGGGCGCCUGGCGAUGGAUCGCUCUCUCGUCUCCAGAUACCGACCCGAAUCCAGUCAACCAUCAUCAACCCAAUGUUUUGCGGCAAAUGCAGCAUCUCAGCAGGCAAAUCACUCCCGUUUGAAGCGGCCGUCACUGGGUUGAGCGCGGAUGGAGCUUCAGGAGACGUCAGCUUAUUCACGCCCGACGGCCACGGUCUGAUCCAGUUUGAAGGCGUCCACGUAACUCCGUUGAUGCAGCCUACGGCAAAGGAUGAUCGUCCAAUGUUCUCACAAAUCACCUGGGGCAGUAUCGAACCCAACGCCGAGGCCGUCGAUGGACCGCCGCCGCCCUUGCAGUUCUGCCCCGGCGACAAGGAUGACCCGCAGCACAUGUGCUUUUCAGUCAUCCAGGAAAUACUUUCCAAACUGACAGCCCAGGACCGCAAGAACCUUGAGGGAUUUCGACGCGAUGUGGUUGAGUGGUUUGACCAUGUGGUUGAGAUGACGCGUCAAGGCAAACACCCCCUUUGCAACAAGGAGUGGGUAGACGAAGACCCAGGCGAAGUCCUCGACGUCCUAUCAAAGACAGCACAACCUAUCAUCGUGGAGAUGACAGAGAAGACAAGGAAACACUUUCUAGGCUUCUUGCGCGGCGAGACUCCCAUGAUAGAAGUUUAUCGCCAGGACAAUCUCCUCACCAGAUUCUAUGAUCAAGAACAGGAGCUCAAGUACAUGAGUCUGAGGGUUGGCGACUUGGCCGGACAACUAGCCUUUAGGUAUCCUCGCAUGAAGAUUCUUGAGAUUGGAGCCGGCACCGGCUCAGCAACCAGAGCCGUUCUCAGGCGCAUCGGCCAGUACUUCCAUUCCUACACCUUCACUGACAUCUCGGCUGGCUUUUUUGAGGACGCCGAGGCCACCUUCACCGAGCAUGCUGAUAAAAUGGUCUACCGCGUACUCGAUAUUGAAAAGAGUCCCGUGGAACAGGGCUUUGACGCAAACUCGUACGACUUGGUCAUCGCAGCCAAUGUCCUUCAUGCCACCAAGUACCUACAGCCGACCAUGACCAAUGUUCGUACCCUGCUAAAGCCCGGGGGCCAUCUUAUUGCCCUGGAGAUCACAAACGAGAACAUUUUGCAAGAUGCCAUGUUCUUCUGCGCCUUCGAGGGAUGGUGGCUUGGCAAAAACGACAACAGACCCUGGGGUCCCAAAAUCUCAGUGCCAAAGUGGGAAGACCUUCUCAGGAAGACGGGCUUCGGUGGCGUGGAAACGAUCAUCCCGUCGCCGGAAAAGCCCGAGUACGCAUACUGGGGUUACUCGACCUUUGUGACAAAGGCAGUCGAGGAUGGUGUAGAGACACUCCGCGAGCCCUUGGCCGUCGCACCAGCUGCAUCGGCUAAACUUGAGAGCCUCAUGAUUAUUGGCGGUGCAACAGAGAAAACUUCACGUCUCGUUCCCGAGCUGCAGAAGCUACUGGCCCCUUACUUCCAUCAGGUUUAUGACGCCUUGACCAUUGAUUCCGUAGAGUGUUCUGAUGCACCACUGGCCGCAAUCCUAUGUCUUGCAGACAUGGACUCUCCGUGUUUCCAAGACUUGACGGCUCAGAAACUGAGCUGCUUGAAGAGGUUGCUAGAAGCCGGCCGGAGACUCUUGUGGGUGACGGCGGGUUCCGAGUCUGAAAAUCCAUAUCUGAGUAUGAGCAAAGGAUUUCUCAGUUGUAUCGGAUACGAGUACAAGGGUUCACUUCAUCAGUAUUUCAACAUUGUCGAUCCGGAUGCUGUUAAUGCGACACUCCUCGGCACAACCCUCAUGCGCAUGGUUCAGUCCGAGUUUACCAAUGAUUACAGUCUUUCCAAGGGUGUUGGUAGCGUCGAGCUUGAGCUUCGCUUCGAAGACAACGUCAUGAAGAUUCCGCGAAUCAUGAAUGCGACUUCACUAAACCAGCGAUACGCCGCGGCCCAAAGAGCCGUCUAUAACCAAGUGAGCUUGGAACAGUCAACUGUCGAGCUUCGCUCCAACAAAGACAAUUUCGAGUUUGUAGAGACAGUUGACGAUGUGAGAGACGCCAGUUUCGACGAGCAUCAAUCCAUGGUUCAGAUCCGUGUCCGAUAUUCUGUCUCUCUGGCGUUGAGAGUAAAGGGUGCUGGCUUUUUGAGUCUCAUCUUGGGAACCCACGAGGUCUCCAACGCACGGUUUGUCGCCUUUGCAACCAAGAAUGCAUCCAGAGUCUCGUCGCCCUCGGCGUGGUGCUGGGAGCUCCCCAACCAUAUUGCCGAGAGCCAAGAGCCCCAGUUCUUGAAGAUUAUGGCAUCUGCGGUGAUGGCUAGAAACAUCAUUGAACAGGCAGAAACAAAUACAGGUCUCUUGGUCCAUGAGGCAAGUGAUUAUCUCAAACACGCCAUUUGGACCGCCGCUGUUGCCAAGGGUGUCCAGCCAUAUUUCAGCACCAGUGUUGCUGCCGUCGCGGAGUCGAGUUCCAGCAUCUUAUUCUUCCAUGACGCGAGCUCGUCUCGAACGCUUUCUCGUCUGCUUCCUACCAAUCUUUCGGUCAUAGCCAACUUUAGCGAGACGCCCAAUGGAGUGUUUUCAAAGGUAAAGUCACUGCUGUCCGAGGAUGUUCAACGACACCACAAUGGUACCCUUUGCAGACUGUCGCCGUUGGCUUCAAAGGGGCUCAAAGUGGCCGCAGUGAGCGAAACGUUCAAGAUUGCACGUGUCGUGGCUGGCGAAGUCAUGCUUGUGCUGGCCAAGCACUUCGAGUCAAGUGAAAAGACCAAUGUGAUCAACGUGGAGCAGGUUCCUCGCCGAGGUUUGAGAGCGAGUGAAGUCGAGAUUAUUGACUGGACCCAAGCGAGUGAGCUCCCAGUUCGAGUUUCUUCUGCAAGUUCCCAAGUCAGACUAUCAGGUAGCAAAACGUAUCUCCUCGUUGGCAUGUCGGGCGACCUCGGACAAUCGGUAUGCCACUGGAUGAUCACCAGAGGAGCACGCAAUAUCGUUCUGGCCAGUCGAAACCCCAAAGUCGACCCACAAUGGAUCGAUGAGAUGUCGAAAUUGGAGGCCAAUGUCAGGGUAGAGUCCAUGGACGUCACUGACCGAGAGUCCAUCCUCAAGGUCGACCGCACCAUUCGUCGAAACCUGCCACCCGUCGGUGGAGUUGUCAAUGGUGCCAUGGUCCUGCAGGACCAAAUGUUUUCAGAUUCCCCAUUGCAGAGUAUACUGGGGACGUUCAGGCCAAAGGUCCAAGGCAGCCGCCUGCUUGAAGAAAUAUACGGCGGAGACGGUUUGGACUUUUUCAUCCUGUUUGGAUCUGCAACUGCCAUUCUCGGCAACAUGGGACAGUCUUCCUAUGCAGCCGCCACAAACUUCAUGAGGAGCUUAAUACGGCGGCGACGAGAGAAGAACCUCGUUGGAAGUAUUAUUCAUCCCGCCGAAGUCUGUGGAGUUGGGUACAUCUCACGCAUGGGCAGUGACCUGUCACGACUCAUGAACAAGCUCGUCGGCAGACACAUUGUAUCAGAGAGAGAUUUGCAUGAAACUUUUGCCGAGGCCAUCCUGGCGGGUGAUCCGGCGUCCGGGCGUGACCCAGAAGUAAUGUCCGGCUUCACGCAGCAUGAUCCCGACGAGACACCCGAUCUUAUUUGGUACAGUAAUCCGCAGACAUGGCCGCUCGUCAACUACCGACUGCAUUCCACCUCGUCGCAGUCGACAAACACGCUCAUGCCUAUCAAGCAGCAGCUAGCAUCUGCGACCAAUGUGGCCGAAGCAGAAGAGGUGGUCCUGGCCGCGCUCAAGGCAAAGAUUAUCCAAAAGCUCCACCUCUCCGAGGAUAUAUCUGUGACUCCAGAUACCCGGUUGGCGGAGCUGGGUGCUGAUAGCUUAGUUGCUGUUGAUCUCCGGACAUGGUUCAUCAGAGAACUCGAGGUCGAAAUUCCCAUUCUGCAUAUCCAGAGCGGAGCAUCAAUCGGAGAUCUUGCCGCGACUGCUACAUCGAAGCUGCCAUCCGGCUUCAUUCCAAAUGUAGGAAAAGACUGA
Molecule: messenger RNA, 7470 nt
Organism: Metarhizium robertsii ARSEF 23
Lineage: Eukaryota; Fungi; Ascomycota; Sordariomycetes; Hypocreales; Clavicipitaceae
Product: Beta-ketoacyl synthase
Exons: 10
Coding region: 1-7470 (2489 amino acids)
Biological process (GO): fatty acid biosynthetic process; secondary metabolite biosynthetic process
Molecular function (GO): 3-oxoacyl-[acyl-carrier-protein] synthase activity; fatty acid synthase activity; phosphopantetheine binding
Source: RefSeq, a predicted model, not a curated record